Molecule: messenger RNA, 1410 nt
Organism: Lodderomyces pseudojiufengensis
Lineage: Eukaryota; Fungi; Ascomycota; Pichiomycetes; Serinales; Debaryomycetaceae
Gene: ARP4
Product: Arp4p
Exons: 1
Coding region: 1-1410 (469 amino acids)
Biological process (GO): regulation of transcription by RNA polymerase II
Cellular component (GO): NuA4 histone acetyltransferase complex; SWI/SNF complex
Molecular function (GO): chromatin binding
Source: RefSeq, a predicted model, not a curated record
AUGUCAGCGAGCGCGUCUAAUGCAGUAUAUGGUGGUGAUGAAAUAAACGCCAUUAUACUAGAUAUAGGCUCUUAUCAAACUAGAAUAGGUUACGCAGGAGAUGAUUUUCCUAAAAUCAUAACUACAUCAAAAUAUGGUGAAUUACCAAAUGGAACAAAACUUUUUGGAGAAAGUUUGAAUGUAAUAAGAAAAGAAGAAGUUGAAAUAAAACCAAUUGUUGAAAAUUCAUUAAUCAUAGAUUGGGAUGCAGCAAUGGAACAAUUUGAAUGGUUUUUUAAACAAUUAAAAAUAAAUCCAAAAGAACAACCAUUAUUAAUUACUGAACCUAUUUGGAGUGAUAAUGAAUAUAGAAUUACAUUAAUUAAAAAAAUAUUUGCAAGAUUUGAAUUUCCUGGAUUAUAUUUAGCUAAAGUUCCUUCCUGUAUUAGUUUUCAACAAGGUAGAGCAAAUUGUUUAGUUGUUGAUAUAGGUCAUGAUAGUUGUAGUAUAACUCCAGUUAUUGAUGGAAUAUGUCUUAUAAAAUCAUCAUUACGAACUCCAUAUUCUGGGAAAUUUUUAAAUAAUAUAGUAGAAGAUUAUUUUGCCAAAAAAGAUAUAAAAGUAGAACCAAGUAUAUUUAUAAAGAAUAAAUCUCCAACAAAAUUUCCAGAAGAACCUAAAUUUCAAUUAAAAAAUUUAGAAGAAUACAAAAUUUCAGAUCUGUUUAAACAAAAUCAAAUUUCAAAUAUAUAUCACGAAUUUAAAGAAACAUUAUUAGAAAUACCAACUCAAGAAAUGAAAAAAACUAUCCUAGAAAAUUCACAAUCAGAAUCAAAUGGAAAUUCCUCAUCAUCAUCAAUAUUUCUCAAGAGAGCAUUUGAAUUACCAACUGGUCAAUCAAUAAUAGUGGGGCAAGAUAGAUUUGAAAUAGCAGAGACUAUAUUUGAGCCAAAUUUAUAUAAAUUUAAAGAUUCAAAAUUAGCUCCUGAACCAAGUAAUGGAGAAAUACCUGGAAUAGAACAUAACACAAUAAAUGAAUAUAGACCACUAAAAAGAAUACGUAAAAAUGAUGAUGAAGAUACUGAUAUGGAUACAAAAGUUGAUAUAAGAGGAUUAUCUCAAUUAAUAACACAUAUAUUAUCAAUUAUUGAUAUAGAUCUUAGAGCUUCAUUAGCUAAUAAUAUCAUUAUAACUGGUGGAACUUCAUUAAUAACUUCAUUAACUGAAAGAUUAUAUCAUGAAUUAACAAAUUCAAAUCCUGGUUUAAAAAUUAGAUUACAUGCAGUUGGAAAUUCAAUGGAAAGAAUUAAUCAAUCUUGGAUUGGUGGUAGUGUUUUAGCUAGUUUGGGAACAUUCCAUCAAAUGUGGGUUAGUGAAAAAGAAUAUAAAGAUGAAGGUUCAGAAAGAAUUUUAAAUCAAAGAUUUAGGUGA